AUGAUGAUUUCGGGCCCAAAACAACCAGGAAAUGACAUAAAUGUUUAUCUAAGUCCACUGAUUAAUGAUUUAAGAGUGUUGUGGGAGGAAGGGGUGGAUGUUUUUGAUGCACAUUCUAGUGAGCAGUUCAAUAUGCGUGCCAUGUUGUUUUGCACCAUCAACGAUUUUCCAGCAUAUGGAAAUUUGUCUUGGUAUAAAGUUAAAGGGCAUAAAGCGUGUCCUAUAUGUGAAAAAGACACAUGUUACCAUCAGCUUGAAAAAGGAAACAAGACUGUUUAUCUUGGGCAUCAAAAAUUUCUAAAUCGUUAUCAUCCAUAUCGUAGAUUGCGGAAAGCUUUCAAUGGGGAACAAGAGCAUGGUGUUGCUCCAAAGCCCUUAACUGGAGAGGAAGUUUAUCAACGACAACAAGGCAUUAAUGUUGUCUUUGGAAAGUACCAGAAGCGAUCUAUUAUGAAAAAUAUAUGGAAAAAGUGUCCGGUUUUCUUCGAUCUUCCAUAUUGGUCUAGUCAUGAGGUAAGACAUUGUGUUGAUGUGAUGCAUGUGGAGAAAAAUGUAUGUGAUAGUGUAAUCGGAACAUGUAUACGAGAAGAGUUAACUCCACAAUAUAUAGGUAACAAGACGUAUUUGCCCCCUGCCUUCUACAUUUUGUCUAAAAAAGAGAAAACAAGUUUUUGUGAGUGUUUAGAAAGUAUCAAAGUGCCGCAUGGUUACUCAUCAAAUGUCAAGAGGCUUCUAUCGGUUAAAGAUCUCAAAUUAGUUGGCUUAAAAUCUCAUGACUGUCAUGUCUUAAUACAACAACUACUACCAGUGGUUAUUCGUGGGAUAUUGCCUAACAAUGUUAGGAAGACUAUAACUAGGUUGUGCUUAUUUUUCAAUUCAAUUUGUUGCAAAGCCAUUGAUCCAAUAAAGUUAGAUGAUUUGGAAAAUGAGGCUGCAGUUAUCUUGUGCCAAUUAGAGAUGUAUUUCCCUCCUUCUUUUUUUGACAUUAUAGUUCACUUGAUUGCUCAUCUAGUAAGGGAGAUUAGAUUAUGUGGUCCAUUUUUUUUACAGUGGAUGUAUCCAAUAAAGCGAUACAUGAAGAUCCUAAAAGGGUAUACCAAAAACCCAAACCGCCCGGAAGCAUCGAUUAUUGAGAGGUACAUUGCAGAAGAAGCAAUUGAGUUUUGUUCUAACUAUAUGUCAGAAAUGGAUGUUGUAGGGAUUCCCAAGUCUCGUCAUAAUGGAAGAUGUGAGGGUGUGGGUACACAAGGUUUAAAGGUCAAGAGCUUAAGUAUUGAUGUGGUUGUUCAAGCGCAUUUGUAUAUAUUGAAUAACAUGGAUGAAGUUCAACCUUACUUAUCUGCUCACAAAAGCAUCAUAAAGAAAAAGUACCCCUAG
Vicia villosa (hairy vetch) is the source of this 1377-nucleotide messenger RNA. RefSeq lists its product as uncharacterized. The record is from RefSeq and is a predicted model, not a curated record. NCBI's taxonomy places the organism in Eukaryota, Viridiplantae, Streptophyta, Magnoliopsida, Fabales, Fabaceae. The transcript has 2 exons. Bases 1 to 1377 code for a protein of 458 amino acids.